CACACACACACACACACACACACACACACACACACACACACACACACACACACACACACACACACACACACACACACGCAUACACGCAUACAUUCUCAUGACAAGAAGAAAAAAGUGUGGGGCAACCUCGCGCGAGCGCUCGACAGCCACGGCAGAGCGCUCAAAACAGUCUGCGCCCACAACGCGCCACGAGAGCACACAGAGAGGAAGAGGACGGCAGCGCAGCAUCAGCAUCAGCAUCUCUUCUUCGCCGCUGCGUUUUCUCGAACCAACCGGACAUUAUUAAGGGACACUUUAACAGAGACGCACGCGGAGAGAGGGAGCAGGGGAGAGAGCAAGACAGAGACCGGAGAACACAGAGCGGGGGGAAUAAUAAAAGCCCAUUUUUGGUGGGAUUUGAGUGCCGUUGUGCCCUCGCCUUCUCCGGAUGAUCAGAAAUGGGGGAAUGGACUAUACUAGAGAGGCUCCUGGAGGCUGCUGUCCAGCAGCACUCGACUAUGAUAGGAAGGAUUUUUCCUUCCUCAUCGAACCAGCGUAAUUCUUGGUGCCAGCUUACUCUCCAGGACGUGGGAUGGAUCCUACUCACUGUGGUGGUCAUCUUCCGGAUCUUAAUCGUAGCGAUAGUCGGAGAGACUGUCUAUGAUGACGAGCAAACCAUGUUUGUGUGUAACACCUUACAACCGGGCUGCAACCAGGCAUGUUACGACAAGGCAUUUCCCAUUUCACACAUCCGAUACUGGGUGUUUCAAAUUAUCAUGGUGUGCACGCCGAGCCUGUGCUUCAUCACCUACUCGGUGCACCAGUCGGCCAAGCAGAAGGAGCGGCGCUUCUCAACGGUGUACCUGACGCUGGACAAGGACCAAGACUCCAUGAAGAGGGAAGAGAGCAAAAAGAUCACCAAGAACACCAUCGUGAACGGAGUACUGCAGAACACGGAGAACACCACCAAAGAGGCCGAGCCGGACUGCUUGGAGGUCAAGGAGAUCCAGAACUCGGCCAUGAGAACUAAGUCGAAAUUAAGGCGCCAGGAGGGAAUCUCGAGGUUCUACAUCAUCCAAGUGGUGUUCAGAAACGCGUUGGAGAUCGGUUUUCUGGUGGGGCAAUAUUUCUUGUACGGAUUCAACGUGCCGUCCGUGUACGAGUGCGAUCGAUACCCGUGCAUCAAAGACGUCGAGUGCUACGUCUCCAGGCCCACGGAGAAGACCGUGUUCCUGGUGUUCAUGUUCGCCGUCAGCGGGUUUUGUGUGAUUCUGAAUCUGGCGGAACUCAAUCAUCUGGGCUGGCGAAAGAUCAAGACGGCCGUGCGGGGCGUGCAGGCGCGACGAAAGUCCAUCUAUGAGAUCCGAAACAAAGACUUGCCGAGAAUGAGUGUGCCCAAUUUCGGGCGUACUCAGUCCAGUGACUCCGCUUAUGUGUAACGCACGAGAAAAAAAAAAACAGUGAUAGAUGAGAGAGAUGUGCAGUAAACAAAAAUGAAAAAAACAAAAAUGUUAAUAAUGAAUGAAA
Messenger RNA from Gadus macrocephalus (Pacific cod), 1506 nucleotides. RefSeq names its product gap junction delta-2 protein. Gene Ontology annotation, cellular component: connexin complex. Bases 438 to 1418 code for a protein of 326 amino acids. Gene Ontology annotation, biological process: cell communication. The record is from RefSeq and is a predicted model, not a curated record. Lineage: Eukaryota; Metazoa; Chordata; Actinopteri; Gadiformes; Gadidae. The transcript has 3 exons.